UAUACCCAGGGUCAGGCAGGGAGCGGGCGAGUAGCCGAGGGCAGGAGGGCCGGGGUUGUAUAGGCCACAGCGAGGCCGAGUGUGCGGGCAGGUGGGACUUGGGCGUGUCCACUGUAUCUCCAGUGUCCCAGGCGGCAUCUCGCUGUCCCCUGCUAGGGACGAUGGCACCUCUCGGCCACAUCUUGGCUCUCUCCGUGGGUCUCCUCACCAUGGCCAAGGCAGAAGCUCCGAAGGAACACGACCCAUUCACCUACGACUACCAAUCCCUGCGGAUCGGAGGCUUAAUCAUCGCGGGGAUCCUCUUCAUCCUGGGCAUUCUCAUCGUCCUCAGCAAAAGAUGCCGGUGCAAGUUCAACCAGCAGCAGAGGACCGGGGAACCGGAUGAAGAGGAGGGGACUUUCCGCAGCUCCAUCCGCCGUCUGUCCACCCGCAGGCGGUAGAGACACCUGGCGCGAUGGAACCCAGCCAGGUCCUGCAGCUCCGACUAGG
Messenger RNA from Tupaia belangeri chinensis (Chinese tree shrew), 489 nucleotides. It is a transcript of the gene FXYD1, whose product is annotated as FXYD domain containing ion transport regulator 1. The record is from RefSeq and is a predicted model, not a curated record. Bases 162 to 440 code for a protein of 92 amino acids. Gene Ontology annotation, molecular function: sodium channel regulator activity. NCBI's taxonomy places the organism in Eukaryota, Metazoa, Chordata, Mammalia, Scandentia, Tupaiidae. Gene Ontology annotation, cellular component: membrane. The transcript has 7 exons. Gene Ontology annotation, biological process: monoatomic ion transport; regulation of sodium ion transmembrane transporter activity.